Micromonas pusilla CCMP1545 is the source of this 1005-nucleotide messenger RNA. RefSeq lists its product as uncharacterized. Gene Ontology annotation, molecular function: magnesium ion transmembrane transporter activity. Gene Ontology annotation, biological process: magnesium ion transport. The record is from RefSeq and is a predicted model, not a curated record. Lineage: Eukaryota; Viridiplantae; Chlorophyta; Mamiellophyceae; Mamiellales; Mamiellaceae. Bases 1 to 1005 code for a protein of 334 amino acids. The transcript has a single exon.
AUGAUCCUAGACCCGUCGCUUCCGACGCCCUCCACGGCGAGCGUCUUCAUCCGCCCGCGAGCCGUGGUGGUCAACUUAGGCGCGUUGUAUACACCGGUCCCCAUACGACCGCGUCGGCGUGGUGAACGCCGUUCCUUAAGGACUUUUCCCGGCGCAUCUCUCCGCCCAGCCCUCGCUCUCAGUCCCCGCCCCCCUCGACGCCUUUCAACUCCGCUUCUGACGCCUUUCAACUCCCCCCCGACGUCGCUUUGUAUGGAACGACCCUCAGAGCACGUCAAGAUGAUCGUCGUGUCCACGCACGCGUUGCUUUUCACCUCCGCGGAGCCGGACGCGCACGUCCGACGGUUCGUCGCGCUGCUGAAGCGGCAGCUCGCGCCGCCGGGAGCGGGAGGAGGAGGAGAAGAGUGCGGGUCCCCGAGGGAGGGUCAGACGCCGGCGUGGACGCCGAGCGGGGGCGCGCGUCGGACGCGAUCGGAACCCGCGCCCGAGACGCUGACGCGCCCGCCGACGCGGUCGCCGUCGAAGCCGACGCCGUUCGCGCCCGUGCCCGCGCCGCAACCGCCGCCUUCGCGGACGUCCACGCCGCCGCCGUUGUCGCGGAUGUACUCGCUCGAGUCUGGAAUGGACGACAUCCUCGACGCGGCGAAGUGCGCCGAAUACGACGCCGCCGCCGCCGCCGCCGCCGCCGCCGCCGCCGCCGCCGACGACGACGACGAUCUCGACGACUCGCGAACGUUCCCGACGACGGACAUCCUCGGCCUGAAACACGACAUCGCGCACGACCUGCGCGUCCUCGACCUUCCUUUCGAACUCAGGGUCAUCGAGGCUGCGCUGCACGACGUCUGCCAGCGUCUCCUCGACGAGACGACGAUGCUGGAACGCGACGCGUCCCCGGCGUUGGAACGUCUCGCGGACCACGUGACGCGGCGGUCGCUCGAGCGCGUGCGGUCGGUCAAGGCGCGUCCUCCUCACACUGGUCCCCAUACGACCCCGUCCGCGUGGUGA